AUGUCAAAAGUAUUACCAGCAGGAAGAACCAUCUUAGCUUCUACCAUAGCUAAACUAUAUAGUGAAGAGAUAGUACAACAAGUAGCUAGACUCUCCUUCAAACCAAAAAUUGUGGGAUUUUUAGCCAAUAAUGACCCAGCUGGUAAAAUGUAUGCUAACUGGACUAGUAAAACCUGUCAAGAUCUUGGGUUUAAUUAUGAAUUAAAAGAAUUAGAUAGAGAAGAUUUAGAAACUGAACUUAUCAAGGCUAAUAAUAAUGACGACGUUAAUGGAAUAAUGGUAUAUUUCCCAGUUUUUGGUGAUAAACAAGAUCAAUAUUUACAACAAUUGAUAAGUAUGGAUAAGGAUGUUGAAGGUUUGAACUUCUUAUACUAUAAAAAUUUAUAUCACAAUGUCAGAUUCAUUGAUGAAGCUCAAACUAAGAAAAGUAUCUUACCAUGUACACCAUUGGCUGUAGUUAAGAUCUUAGAAUAUUUGGGUGUCUAUAAUAAGAUUUUAAGAUACGGUAAUAGAUUAUAUGGGAAGAAAAUUAUGGUAGUGAAUCGUUCUGAAAUUGUAGGUAGACCAUUAGCUGCUCUUUUAGCUAAUGAUGGAGCUACUGUUUAUUCAGUGGAUAUUAACAACAUUCAACAAUUCACAAGAGGUGAUGAUUUAUCUGAUCACAAACAUAAAGUUAUCGAAUUACCUGGUCAAGAUAUCAAUGAACUUAUACCUAAUUGUGAUGUAAUCAUCACAGGUGUACCUUCACCAAAUUAUAAAUUCCCUUCAGAGUUAGUAAAGUUCGGUACCACUAUUAUUAAUUUCAGUAGUGAAAAGAAUUUCAAUGAUGAUAUCAAAUUGAAAGCUGGAUUAUAUGUUCCAUCCAUUGGUAAAGUCACUAUUGCCAUGUUAUUAAGAAAUUUAUUAAGAUUAUUGGAAAACAAAAAUAAGAAUUAG
Messenger RNA from Yamadazyma jaroonii, 936 nucleotides. NCBI's taxonomy places the organism in Eukaryota, Fungi, Ascomycota, Pichiomycetes, Serinales, Debaryomycetaceae. The record is from the annotation of a GenBank genome assembly.